Molecule: messenger RNA, 1152 nt
Organism: Danaus chrysippus (African queen)
Lineage: Eukaryota; Metazoa; Arthropoda; Insecta; Lepidoptera; Nymphalidae
Source: the annotation of a GenBank genome assembly
AUGUAUACACGAGCUCUGUGUUCCGCGGCGGCCGGCGGCCGACUAGACGUUAGACGGGGGCACUCGCGUCAAACGGCGUGGGUGUCGCGUCGCGGGGAGGCGCGCGGUGCGACCUCUGAGGAAGAAAAACCUUUAAGAAAAGAAGUCAAUGUAUCAGCCAUGGACGGAACAAAUAAAGUUCGAGUGAAAAGACAAAGUGGAGCCGGUAAAUACACGGAAGCCGCUAAAAUGCCAAAGGUGAAACAGAUGAGGCUUUUCUUGCAGUUGUUCAAGAAUUUUUGGGAUGCUGCAUACAUAGGCGGUUCCCAUCCCUUUCAUCCCAACAUACCUAAAGCAGCCAUCGCAUUAUAUAAACAGAAAAUAGUGGAGUUCUUUGUACCCGAUGUAUUUUUAUUAUUGUUAUGUGCCGUGGCGAGCACCACAGCUAGCCAUGCAGUAGCUUGGCCUGGUGCAAUACCGGUGACCAGGACUCACGUGAAGACUAUUAUCCCAGCACAAAUCGACAGUAUUGGCUAUUCAACUAGUCAGUACAUAAAUGCUGUCCCUCCUCAACUAGCUCAUCAGCAACAUUUCGGUUAUCAGAUUGCUUUGCCAGGAUAUCAUCCUUAUCAACCAGUUAUUAGCCCAUCAUACAUUCCCUCCAACUCAUUCCUAUAUCCCUCGUUUGCACCAGUUGUUCCACAAGUUCCCAGUGUUCCCGUUCAACCCCCACAGCCUGCUCCAAGCCGCCCCUCUGAGCAACCGCAAGGAGAUGAGGACAGUGCUGUUGUUGAUUCCGCUGAUUUCCCUCCCAGUCAACAACAACCUUCUAGCGACAUGCCUCAGUCACAACAACCUCAACCACCCUCUCAAAACAAUCCAUCCCAAUCUUUAGAUUCAAAAAAUAUGCCCGCGAUUUCACAAAUCCCACAAUAUCCCGUUCCUUUCCCCCAAUACCCAGGUCAAAAUUCACAAUUCCCUGGCCAAUUGCCCUCCUUCCCACAAAUACCCCAAAUUGGAUCUAAUUUCCCACAACUUCCCCAAUUUCCACAAUUACCAAUGAACCCACUCUUCCCUCAACCUCCCUCAUCUUCUGCACCAAGUUUCCCAUCCACUGAUAGUGGGGCGCAAUCUAAUAACGAUGAAGAUAGCGUAUCAGUAGAUGCCGCAUAA